Dentiscutata heterogama is the source of this 611-nucleotide messenger RNA. NCBI's taxonomy places the organism in Eukaryota, Fungi, Glomeromycota, Glomeromycetes, Diversisporales, Gigasporaceae. The record is from the annotation of a GenBank genome assembly.
AGAAUGUUGAACAAAAAGGCAAGUCUUUUGUACCUUUUCUUGCUAAGUAUGUCUUUAUGACAUCUCACAAGCCACCGGAAGAAGCAUUCAAUUUUCGUCGAGUCAAUAUGAACGAUGAGACAUCAACUCAACGUGAUUGGGGGCAGUUCUAUCGACGUUUGGAUUAUAUUAUCGAGUUUAAGGGUAUGUGGCAUGAUGAAUUAGAUCAGCGCACCACCGAGCUCAUAUUUCACAAGGGCUCAGAGGAAAAUUUUCGCAACAUGCUUUGGGACGUUAAAUAUGAUGAGGGCGAGUAUACAUGUGAAGAGUUGAGAACCAUUAUUCAAGAGCUUAAUAAAGAUCAGGAUGGGGAAGUAAUUAUUAAGUCAGAUCAGCGAUUGAAAUCUCGAAUCGAACAAUUUAUAAACGAUUCGAAUCGCGAUGAUGUAAAUAUAUCAAAUUCUUGUAUGAUGCUUGAUGAUAAUUAUUUUGUUCAAAGACCUGUAGAAGUUAUAGAAAUGACUGAUAAGUAUGCUAGUAGUCAAGAUCGAUCAGUUUUAACAUGGCGAGAAAUUAUAGAGAAGCAAAAUGAAGAAAGCCGCCGGCUCAAUAGGGAGAAUGUAAAUAUUUAG